Messenger RNA from Arxiozyma heterogenica, 1116 nucleotides. RefSeq names its product mitogen-activated serine/threonine-protein kinase FUS3 (gene FUS3). The transcript has a single exon. Gene Ontology annotation, molecular function: MAP kinase activity; ATP binding. The coding region runs from base 1 to 1116 and encodes 371 amino acids. NCBI's taxonomy places the organism in Eukaryota, Fungi, Ascomycota, Saccharomycetes, Saccharomycetales, Saccharomycetaceae. Gene Ontology annotation, cellular component: nucleus; cytoplasm. The record is from RefSeq and is a predicted model, not a curated record. Gene Ontology annotation, biological process: intracellular signal transduction; protein phosphorylation.
AUGGGUAAAAAAAUUGUUUACAAUAUAUCAAGCGAUUUCCAACUGAAAUCUGUUUUAGGAGAAGGUGCAUAUGGUGUUGUCUGUUCAGCUAUACAUAAGCCAACAGGUGAAAUAGUGGCAAUUAAAAAAAUCGAACCAUUUGAAAAACCUUUAUUUGCUCUAAGAACAUUACGUGAGAUCAAAAUUUUGAAACACUUUCAACAUGAAAAUAUCAUAUCAAUAUUUGAUAUACAGAGACCUGAUUCCUUUGAAAAUUUCAACGAGGUUUAUAUCAUUCAAGAAUUGAUGCAGACGGAUCUACACAAAGUCAUCCAGACACAGAAUCUGACAGAUGACCAUAUACAAUACUUUAUAUAUCAAACUUUACGUGGUGUUAAAAUGAUUCACGGAUCAAAUAUAAUCCACAGAGAUUUGAAACCAUCGAAUUUACUGAUCAAUUCAAAUUGUGAUUUAAAGAUAUGUGAUUUUGGAUUAGCAAGGAUAUUAAAUGAGACAAAGGAUAAUAGUAAUGGUAAUGGUAAUGGCAAUGGUAAUGUAAGCGGCAACGGUAAAGAUCCAGAUUCCACCAGGUAUAAUAGUGGCAUGACAGAAUAUGUUGCGACUAGAUGGUAUCGUGCACCAGAAGUUAUGUUAACAGCAGCGAAAUAUUCAAAGGCGAUGGAUAUAUGGUCAUGUGGAUGUAUAUUAGCAGAAUUGUUUAAUAAAAAACCAUUAUUCCCUGGAAGAGACUAUAGACAUCAAUUAUUAUUGAUAUUCAGUAUAAUUGGAACACCGAAGACAGAUAGUGAAGAGUUAGAAUGCAUCGAAUCUAAACGUGCCCGUGAUUAUAUUGGCACACUGCCCCGAUAUCAAGCAGCAGAAGAUUGGGCCCAAUUUUUCCCCACUGCAAAUCCAUUAGGUAUAGAUUUAUUACGUAGAAUGUUAAUAUUUGAUCCACGCAAACGUAUAACUGCUUCAGAGGCAUUGAAACAUCCAUAUUUGGUUACAUACCAUGACCCAAAUGAUGAGCCUGAAGGUGAAGCAAUUGGGCCUAGUUUCUUUGAAUUUGAUUAUUAUAAAGAUGUAUUGACUACAAAAGAUCUUAAAAAACUGUUAUGGAACGAAAUUUUUCAUUAA